This is a messenger RNA of Adelges cooleyi (spruce gall adelgid), 1223 nucleotides long. Its product is annotated as mitochondrial coenzyme A diphosphatase NUDT8. Lineage: Eukaryota; Metazoa; Arthropoda; Insecta; Hemiptera; Adelgidae. The record is from RefSeq and is a predicted model, not a curated record. The coding region runs from base 449 to 1144 and encodes 231 amino acids. The transcript has a single exon. Gene Ontology annotation, molecular function: coenzyme A diphosphatase activity.
GUAUAGUGAUUUUAUGAAUAAUGAUAACAGAUAGUAUUCAUAUUUCAUUAUAUUUUUUACUAUUUAGAUUUUAGGACCAUGUGUAAAUAACAAAAUGUUUAUAUUAUUGUUAGACGAAUUUAAAAUGUUUUUUUAAAUAUUUACCUGUGAUAAUUUAGUUACCAAUCAAGUAAUAUAACUGAGUUAUGUUUGUUAUUGUUAAAAACGGUUAAGGCCUUUAAAAUUGUCAAAACUUUAAAUUAACACGAAUUUAUUACAUUGUAUUGUUUGUAAUAUUAUAUAUUUUUAAAUAAUUUUUAAAAAAACCUGAAAACUUGAAAUAAAGUAGUUAGUAUGAUAAGAUUUUGUUAAUGUAUAUUCAUUAUUUUACCAAAUAAGUAGGUCACUUACCUACGUAUUUUUUUUUUUUUAAUUGUGUUAGAAAAUAUUACCAUUGUUAAAAUUUAUAAUGCAAACAAUACAUAUUAAGUAUUUGCCUAUAUUUUCCAAGUUUUGUUCAUUACAUUGCAUAUUAUCUAGAUGUAUGAGUUUUGACUUUAAAGACGUAUUGAUGAAAGAAAAUUCUCUAAAAUAUGUGAAAUCUUUAACAUCUAUGUGUCCACAACGCAAAAUAGAUGGUAAACGUCAAGCUGCUGUUCUUAUUCCAUUAUGUUAUGUUGACAAUGAAGUAUCACUACUCUAUACAUUAAGAACAAAUAAUUUGAAACGAAACAGUGGGCAAGUGUCAUUUCCCGGAGGAAUGAGAGAAAUGGAAGAAGAUCUUCAUAAUACUGCCUUAAGGGAAACCUGUGAAGAACUUGGAAUUAAAGAUUCUGAUGUUGAUAUUUGGGGUCAUGGUAAAUUUUUGAUUUCUAGAGAUAUAGCAAUAAUGCCAUUCUUAGGAAAUCUAGGUGUAAUUGAUCCAAAGAAAUUAAAUGUUAGUCAUGAAGAAGUUCAGUAUGCAUUUGCUGUUCCUCUUAAACACUUUUGUGAACCAACCAACUGUAAAUUUACUUGUUUUAAACAAAAUAAUAACAAAAUAAUUGUAUUACCUGUAUAUUUGAAUAAAUAUCAAAGAAUUUGGGGGAUGACUGGAUAUAUGACAUGGUUGGCCUUACGAUCUAUUAUACCAAAUCAAUUUAAUCAGAAACUGUUAACACCUUAAAAGAAUAUAUAUAGACAUGUUUCUGAGAUCAUUUAUAUGUUAAAAAUACUUAAUUAAUAAUAAAAUUAUGUACUGUUAU